Caenorhabditis briggsae is the source of this 1656-nucleotide messenger RNA. Gene Ontology annotation, molecular function: single-stranded DNA binding. NCBI's taxonomy places the organism in Eukaryota, Metazoa, Nematoda, Chromadorea, Rhabditida, Rhabditidae. The transcript is spliced from 8 exons. The coding region runs from base 1 to 1656 and encodes 551 amino acids. Gene Ontology annotation, biological process: DNA-templated transcription. Gene Ontology annotation, cellular component: RNA polymerase III complex. The record is from RefSeq and is a predicted model, not a curated record.
AUGGGUGGUGGAAAGUAUGAGACGCAGAUGUGCGUCAUCAUGGUUGAAGAUAUAUUUGGAAAAAUUGUUGCAAAGGUCUUGGAGACGGUUCUCAAAGAAAGUUGUCAUCUCCCUACUCUCCUUCUUAAACUCAAAGGUCAAAUGUCAAGUGUUUUGAAUAGGAAUUUUAAGGUCAGAAAAGCUCUAUCGACUCUCAUCAACUUUGGUUUUGUUUCAUUCAGUCUGGAUACCAACAACCGAACAACAUAUGUAGCUGACGCUGAUCAAAUUCAAUAUGUGAUUUCAGCUCCAAGAGCAUGCUUGAUUGCUAAAACCCUGCACGGCCCAGCUGCGGAGUCGAUUUGCGUAGAACUAAUCUCGCAAGGUCGAUUGACUGUUUCGGAGACGAUUCGUCGAAUUCGAUCCACGGAUGAGAGUGUCGAGUUUAGUGAUAUCAAGCAUUCGUUCGAAGAGCUCGCUCGAGCACAAUUUCUGAUCCGUGUUCCUGCUGUAGAGUCGAAUCUUUAUGGAUGCCCACAGCUCACUGUUAAUUUUAACCAGUUCGAAAUGCCCAAAAAUAUUAUGGAAAAGAAGGAACCACAAACUAGAGGAUCAUCCUUCAACGAUGCAUCAUCUCGAAAGAGAAAAGCGGAUGCUUCUCCGGAAGAUAUGGACGCUGGUCAGUAUUGGAGAAUCAAUUGGGCUCGAUUCAACGGUUACCUUCGUGAUGAGCUUAUCAUUGAUUACUUGAUUGGAGGAGGUUCAACAGCCACGAUGACUCAUUUGAAUGUGAGAAAAAACUCGGAAGAGGAUGUACCCCAACAAGACAGAACCCAGUAUAUCACUCAAAAUGUUGCUCAUCUCAUGUUCAAAAGUAACGAACUGAGAGCUAACCCAUUGAGCAUGGACAGCAUUACAGUCAGUAUCACAGAUUUGCAAAAGCUCGUCAGAGAAAAUGAAUUAGACCUUUCCAAGCCAGACAUUGAGUUAGCUUGUCAAAUUCUUGUCGACGAAUCAGAUGGAAUUGUUCGAAAGGUUGGAGAUUCGAAUGGUGGUUUGUAUACCGUUGACAUUCGUCACGGAAUCCGCCAAAUUUGUCGUCAUCACUGUGAAUCCUUGAUUCGAGAGCAGUUCGAAGGACGAGCCAUUCGAGUAAUGCGACUUCUCGAAAGCCGUCAUUACCUUGACGAAGAGCAAGUUGAGAAACUGAGCAUGAUGAGUGGGAAAGAAGCUAGAGAGAUGUUGUAUGCGCUGGUAGAAGAAGGAUACGUUUUCAACAAGCCAGUGGGGCGAAGCAACGACUUUCAACCUGCUCGGACCUUCUACCUGUAUUAUGUGGAUCUUCCACGAACUAUUCGUGGACUCGUUGAAUACACCUGCAAACUUGUCCGUAAUCUAAUUCUUCGCCAACGUCAUGAAAGAACUGAAAACAAGGCUCUUCUUGAUAAGGAUGCCAAUGUUCAGCCUAUCAUUGAGAAUAUCCGUGCAUCCGAUCAACUGGACGAAGCAUCGAAGCUCGCUCAAAUCGCCGAAGUAGAGGAAAUGUAUUUGCCAGGUCCUGACCGUGCUCAACUAAACCGAUUUCGAAAGGCUCAGGCUACGCUCCUUGCCGCCCAAGAUCAGUCCAUUCGAGUUCUUCUCGCUUUUAAAUUGUUUUUAGCUUCUGGGCAGAGCUGA